Molecule: messenger RNA, 939 nt
Organism: Pipra filicauda (Wire-tailed manakin)
Lineage: Eukaryota; Metazoa; Chordata; Aves; Passeriformes; Pipridae
Gene: TAC3
Product: tachykinin precursor 3
Exons: 4
Coding region: 280-735 (151 amino acids)
Source: RefSeq, a predicted model, not a curated record
CAGCUGCCCACCACCGCCACCACCGCUGCCCACCACCGCUGCCCACCACCGCUGCCCACCACCGCUGCCCACCGCUCCUCGAGGCGUCCCUGCUCUGCAGCCACCAGUGACGAGGGUCCCUCAGCCCCUGGCCCCGCACCAGGCAGCACCGGAGGGCUCGGCAGAGCCCGGUCCGGUCCCGGGCUCGUCCCGGGCCGCCCCGUCGAGGGGGCACCGGCUCGGGGCGGCCCCGGGCCCCGCCGCUCCGCCGCUGACCGCGCCCCCAGACCCCCGCCGAGGAUGAGGAGCCGCCCGGUGCUGGCGGUGCUGCUCGUCCUGGCGCUGCCGCUCGCCCUCGCCCGCCGCCCCCCCGCCGCCGCCCCGCAGGACCCCGCGCCCCCCGCCCAGGGGAUGCUCGUCCCGGAGCCGCUGCGCUGGAGCGCCCGGGGCAGCCCCGGGGCCGCCGCUGCCGCCGCCGCGCUGGAGCUGCUGCGGGAGCAGGGCGCCGGUCCCCCCGCGGCGCAGCAGAAGCGUAAGUCCCACCCGGUGCCGGUGACGGUGCCGGGGCCGCCGCCGGGGCCGGGGCCGCUGACGGCCGGUCUCUCCGCAGGGGACAUGCACGAUUUCUUCGUGGGGCUCAUGGGGAAGCGGGCGGCGGAGCCCGGGCGAGCGGCGGGGCGGGGGGAGGGCGGCCCGGCCCCCCGCUGCUCUCCGGGGACCCCCGCGCCCGGCCAGGCCCCGCUGCGAGCCCUUUGAGCCGCGGGACGAGCCCCCCACGCCCGGGGGCCGCGGGACCGGCAGCGGGGGCGUCCCGGGCGCCGCCGCCCGCGGAGCCGUCGUGGGACCCCGCCGGGAGCGCGGCCGUCCCGCCCCGCGCGCGUGUCCGCGCGUCCGCGCACCCGUGUACACCCGCAUCGCCCCGCUAAACACCCACCCGUGACUGCGCGGGACACGCGCAAA